Molecule: messenger RNA, 1035 nt
Organism: Panicum virgatum (switchgrass)
Lineage: Eukaryota; Viridiplantae; Streptophyta; Magnoliopsida; Poales; Poaceae
Product: protein MIZU-KUSSEI 1-like
Exons: 1
Coding region: 1-939 (312 amino acids)
Biological process (GO): hydrotropism
Source: RefSeq, a predicted model, not a curated record
AUGGCGCGCACGACGCCGUCGAGCCCGCUGUCGCGUGCUACGCCGCCACUCUCCCCGACGGCCGGUGGCACCCCAAGCCGCCUGGCCGUCGCGCCGGCCUCCCCGUCCACCCCGCAGUGCGGCAUCCCGGCGUCCCCGCACACGCCGGGCAGGGGCGGGGCCAGGCCGGGCGCGACCACCCCGCCGCCGGCCACGCCGCGCCCGGAGAUCACGCUCCGGCAGCCGUCGUCGCAGAAGCGCACGCCCGCCGCCGUCCGGAAACCGUCGCGGGCGCUCCGCGCGAUCCGCGCGCUGAUCCGGUCGCUGCCCAUCGUCGCGCCCGCCGCGUGCCGCCCGGCGUCCGCGCUCCCGCGGCGCUACACCAAGCCGCACGACGGCCACGGCGGCAGCGACGGCGCGCGCGUCACCGGCACGUUCUACGGCCACCGCCGCGCGCGCAUCACCCUCGCCGUGCAGGAGCGCCCCGGCAGCCUCCCGUCACUCGUGCUCGAGCUCGGCGUGCCCACGGGGAAGCUCAUGCAGGAGCUCUCCGCCGGCGGGCACGUCCGCAUCGCCCUCGAGUGCGAGAAGAAGUCCAAGAAGUCGUCACAGCCGGACGGCACCGGCGGCGGCAGCGGCAAUGUGAGCCUGCUGGAGGAGGCGAUGUGGACGGCGUACGUGAACGGGCGGCGCGUCGGGUACGCGGUGCGGCGGGAGGCGUCGGAGGGCGACCUCGCGGUCAUGCAGCUUCUGAGCACGGUGUCGGUGGGCGCCGGCGUGCUGCCCGGGGACGUGGUGGACGCGCCGGCCGGGGCGGAGGCCGACGGCGAGGUGGCGUACAUGCGCGCGGGAUUCGACAGGGUGGUCGGAAGCAAGGAUUCGGAGUCGUUUUACAUGGUCAAUCCGGAGGGGGGCGCCGGCGGUGGCACGGAGCUGAGCAUAUUCCUUGUCAGGGUGUAGGCGUGUACAGAGUCAGAGUGUCUCUUCUCUGUUUUUCGUUCUGGGAUAGUGCACAUGAAUCUCCGGAUUAGGCGUUUGUUUUCAGUGGAAUGGGGA